CUCGGACCUGAAAUGUGAGUAUGGGUCAAAAAAGCAGGAUUUCUCUUAAGUAUCUAAACCUGAUGGGUGAAGAUUUGAGUUUGUUGCGCUGUUAAUUCAACCUGCUGGACUGGAGAGCGGAGUUUACUGUACAUUACACAGCAAAAGGAAGCAGUGAAUUUCGUGUAAUUCCUCUUCAGAACAGUAGGUGGCAGCAUUUACCUGUUUCGGUAUUUUUGCAACGCAAGGAUGACUGUUGAAAUUUCCCCCAUGCUGUGUGUACUAGUAAAAAGGAAAAGAGUGUGAACAGGAAGGACAGAGUGAGAGCAGAAGAUGAGCAGUGAUCCUCUGAGUCGCUCUGAGGUGUUUGGACAGCUCAGGAGGGAGCUCUAUGGAGAGCGGCAGUCCAGCCACUCCAGCACACACAUAUUCAUCAUCUUUGGAGCCUCUGGUGAUCUUGCUAAAAAGAAGAUCUACCCAACUUUAUGGUGGUUAUUCAGAGAUGGGCUGCUCCCAGAUGACACCUACUUUGUGGGUUUUGCCCGAUCUAAUCUGACUGUCGAAGACAUCAAGACGGCAUGUCUGCCCCAUAUGAAGGUCAGUGAUGAAGAGAGUGAGAGCCUCUCAGCCUUCUUCAGUAAGAACUCCUACCACAGAGGCCAGUAUGACAACGACAGCUCCUUCUCUCAGCUCAACGCUCAUCUUUCAACACUGCCUGGUGGGGCAGACGCCAACAGGCUCUUCUACCUUGCUCUGCCACCUACUGUCUACCACCAAGUCAGCAGAAACAUCAGAGCCCACUGCAUGGGUCCUCGAGGCUGGAACAGGGUGAUAGUUGAGAAACCCUUUGGUCGUGACCUCCAGAGUUCACAGGAGCUGUCAGCCCAUCUGUCCUCCAUGUUCACAGAGGACCAGAUCUAUCGCAUAGACCACUACCUGGGCAAAGAGAUGGUCCAGAACCUCAUGGUGCUCAGAUUUGGAAAUCGUAUCUUUGGACCCAUAUGGAACAGGAACAGUGUUGCCUGUGUGGUCCUUACCUUCAAGGAGCCUUAUGGUACGCAGGGCCGGGGAGGAUACUUUGAUGACUUUGGCAUCAUUAGGGAUGUCAUGCAGAACCAUCUCCUACAGAUGCUCUGUUUGGUUGCCAUGGAGAAGCCUGCAUCCACCAGCCCUGAUGAUGUGAGAGAUGAGAAGGUGAAGGUGUUAAAGAGUAUAGCUCCUGUGACUGUGUCAGAUGUGGUGCUUGGUCAGUAUGUGGGAGACCCUGAGGGUAAAGAUCACUCUAAGCUGGGUUAUCUUGAUGACCCCACAGUCCCCAAAGGCUCCUGCACACCAACAUUUGCCACCGCAGUGCUCUACGUUCACAAUGAAAGAUGGGAUGGAGUUCCUUUCAUCCUCCGAUGUGGUAAAGCUCUGAACGAACGAAAGGCAGAAGUGCGUCUGCAGUUCACUGAUGUACCAGGAGACAUCUUUAAUGAACGCUGCCACCGAAACGAGCUGGUGGUGCGGGUGCAGCCUGACGAGGCGAUCUACCUGAAGAUGAUGACCAAGAGACCGGGGGUUUACUUUAGUCCAGAGGAGACCGAGCUGGACCUCACCUACAAGAGCAGAUACAAGAAUGUGAAGCUCCCAGAUGCUUAUGAGCGUCUGAUCCUGGAUGUCUUCUGUGGGAAUCAGAUGCAUUUUGUGCGCAGUGAUGAGCUGCAGGAGGCCUGGAGGAUCUUCACCCCGCUCCUCCACCAAAUAGAGGCAGAGAAGAAGAACCCCAUCCCUUACACAUACGGAAGCCGGGGUCCAAAAGAGGCAGACGAUCUUGUGAAGAGGGUGGGAUUCCGCUAUAAGGGGACAUACAAGUGUUUGGCUUAAGUUGGGACCUGCCAUCGACAAAUAUACACACAAACACACACUCCUAUGUCAUGAUCCUGCCAGGAGGGUCACAUAAAGUGCACCAUAGAAGAACAACUUCUACUCUGGGGCUGUCGUGUUUGUUCUGUCCUGUUUUAUAACUUACCCUGUGCUGUCAUAAUGUCAGAGUUUAUUAGUAAAAGUCACAUUAUCUUCUCCAUGAAAGACAGGAAGUGUAUACUUUGAGAGCACACUUGAGAAAAUCCUGCAAUAA
Messenger RNA from Cheilinus undulatus (humphead wrasse), 2098 nucleotides. Its product is annotated as glucose-6-phosphate 1-dehydrogenase-like. Gene Ontology annotation, biological process: glucose metabolic process; pentose-phosphate shunt, oxidative branch. Gene Ontology annotation, cellular component: cytosol. Gene Ontology annotation, molecular function: glucose-6-phosphate dehydrogenase activity; NADP binding. The transcript has 13 exons. The record is from RefSeq and is a predicted model, not a curated record. NCBI's taxonomy places the organism in Eukaryota, Metazoa, Chordata, Actinopteri, Labriformes, Labridae. The coding region runs from base 313 to 1845 and encodes 510 amino acids.